ACUCCACCCGUGCACGGCAGCUUAAGACGUUUUUACAAGCAUGCAGCUGAUUUCUGUUUCAAAUUGCCCGAUCAUGUGAGUUUAGAGGAAGGAGCGCUUUUAGAGCCAUUGUCAGUGGCAGUACACACUUGCAAACGGGCUGAAAUCGGAAUCAAUUCCAAAGUAUUAAUUCUGGGUGCUGGCCCGAUCGGUUUGGUGACGUUGCUGGUAGCCAAAGCCAUGGGCGCGAACAAAAUAGUUAUUACGGAUAUGUUGGAAAGUAGACUGAACGUAGCGAAGAAGCUCGGCGCCGACGGCACGUAUCUGGUGCAAAAGAAUAGAUCGGAGGAGGAUACAGUGGCUGACAUUCAUGCAAUCUUCGAGGGUGAACCUAACAGGACGAUAGACGCUUGCGGUGCACAAGCCUCCAUUCGUUUAGCGAUUUUCGCGACUGAAACCGGUGGAGUCGUGGUGUUAGUGGGAUUGGGUGCACCAGAGGUGCAAAUUCCACUGGUAAAUGCCCUGACGAGAGAAGUCAACAUCAGGGGUGUCUUCCGAUAUGUAAAUGACUACAACGACGCAUUGAAUCUCGUCGCGUCUGGCAAGGUAGACGUGAAGCCGUUGAUUACUCAUAAUUACAAGAUAGAGGAGACCAAGCAAGCCUUUGAAACCAGUAGGACUGGAGCAGGCGGAGCUAUUAAAGUUAUGAUCCAUUGUAAAUAGACGAAUCGCAAGAUUCUGAGUACCAAAUGCAACCGUAAGCUUCUGUGAGAAAUGAGCUACAUGUAAAGUUUUUAUAUUGCGACAUGUUAACUGAAUUUUGCUAUUUUUAUCAAUUAUUUUAAUUUGGCGUUUAACUUAAUCGAGAUAUGGAAAUGGAGAGACGUCUACAUAUAUUUAUAUCAACGUGGAUAUAUCGCAUUUUGACAGAAUGUUUUAACACCGAAUCUUUCACCACAUUAUCUCGUGUAACAUUGCAUUGUGCGAAAUGUUAAUUUAUAUGGGAUGCAUAAAAGCAUUUUUAAAUACCAUUGUAUAGAGCUCGCGUACAUACGUACACGUGGAUGCGCGACAAUGGCUCAAAAGAAUAGUGAUAUCCUUAUGCAAGAAACUACUGUAAUUGCGAAAAAAAACAUGCACACAAAACUAUAGUAAUUACUGUAAUAUUUACUACAGUUUCGUGUACUUUUUGUGUACCGCAACUACAGUAGUCUUUCUGUAGUAUUUUUUCGUAAGGGUGUAAGGAUCAAAGCGACUAGUGAAUUUUAGUUAACAAUACAAAUAAUGUACAUGUUUGGUGAAUAUUUUCCCAACAAAACAACGAUAUCUCUUAUAUGAUCAAUAAAGUCUUAUCUCUGAAUUUUUGUACAAAAAGAAGGA
Temnothorax curvispinosus is the source of this 1359-nucleotide messenger RNA. Its product is annotated as sorbitol dehydrogenase-like. Lineage: Eukaryota; Metazoa; Arthropoda; Insecta; Hymenoptera; Formicidae. Gene Ontology annotation, biological process: D-sorbitol catabolic process. The annotation marks the transcript as partial. The record is from RefSeq and is a predicted model, not a curated record. The transcript is spliced from 5 exons. Gene Ontology annotation, molecular function: L-iditol 2-dehydrogenase (NAD+) activity.